Molecule: messenger RNA, 1151 nt
Organism: Dendroctonus ponderosae (mountain pine beetle)
Lineage: Eukaryota; Metazoa; Arthropoda; Insecta; Coleoptera; Curculionidae
Product: glyceraldehyde-3-phosphate dehydrogenase 2
Exons: 1
Coding region: 98-1096 (332 amino acids)
Biological process (GO): glucose metabolic process
Molecular function (GO): NAD binding; oxidoreductase activity, acting on the aldehyde or oxo group of donors, NAD or NADP as acceptor; NADP binding
Source: RefSeq, a predicted model, not a curated record
GUUUCCCAGGUUACCUUCUCCAAAUAACCAGCACCAAAUCGCGAAAGUUGAAGUCGCUGCCACUGAAAAACUUCUUCCCGGCAAAAAUCCUGGAAAAAUGGCCCAAAUCGGGAUCAACGGGUUCGGGCGAAUCGGGAGACUGGUACUGCGCGUCGCCCUGGAGAAGGGCGUCAAAGUAGUGGGGGUAAAUGACCCUUUUCUGGACCCCGCCUACAUGGUCUACUUGUUCAAGUACGACUCCACUCAUGGAAAGUUCAAUGGAUGCGUCUCGACCGACGGCAAGUGCCUGUUUGUGAAUGGCGACAAAAUCGAGGUUUUCAACGAGAAAGACCCCACAAAAAUCCCGUGGGGACAAGUGGGGGCCUGGUGCGUGGUGGAGAGCACUGGGGCCUUCACAACCGUCGAAAAGGCUUCGCUGCAUCUGCAGGGCGGCGCCAAGAAGGUGAUCAUUUCCGCACCGUCAGCCGAUGCAGAAACUUAUGUGUGUGGAGUCAAUCUGGAUAAGUACGACCCUUCACAGAAUGUUCUAUCGAACGCUUCUUGCACCACGAAUUGCUUGGCACCGCUGGCCAAAGUAAUCCACGAUAAUUUUGAAAUAGUCGAAGGGCUGAUGACGACCGUUCACGCCACCACUGCUACGCAAAAAACUGUAGAUGGCCCUUCGGGGAAGCUCUGGAGAGAUGGGAGAGGAGCCGGCCAGAACAUCAUUCCAGCAGCGACAGGCGCUGCAAAGGCUGUCACCAAAGUGAUCCCCGACCUUAAAGGGAAGCUGACUGGGAUGGCCUUUCGGGUGCCAGUUCCGAAUGUUUCAGUCGUCGAUCUGACCUGCAGACUUGGCAAGCCAGCCUCCAUGGACCAGAUCAAGCAGAAGAUCAAAGAAGCCGCUGAGGGCGCAUUUAAAGGAAUCAUUGGCUACACUGAAGAGGAGAUCGUGUCUUCCGACGUAAACGGCGAUUGCAGAAGUUGCAUCUUCGACUCUCUGGCCGGGAUUUCUUUGAACGACAACUUCGUCAAGUUGAUUGCCUGGUACGACAACGAGUUCGGGUACUCCAACCGAGUGGUCGAUCUCAUCAAGUUCAUCCAUUCAAAGUCCUAAAUUAUCAACACGCCCUGUACUAAACCAACUCAAUAAAUCGCUUGUUUAAAAUGUA